GAGAAAAUAAAAAUUCGGCGAAAGUGGCGACAUGAGUCUCCCGCAAGUCAUUCGGCGUUUUAAUAUUGUUUUGACAGCAAUUCGGCUAGAUAGAUUUUAAAAAAACUAUUGAAUCAGCGAUCGUCUAACCGGUCUAACCAUUAAGAACUGACACCGAUAUUAACUGAGAAAAGUUAUUGUUUCCAUAUUAAACGAUGGAUGAUCGUCCCGUAUGGUUACCUUUGGAAUCAAAUCCAACUGUUAUGACUAACUUCUUAGUCGACAUCGGUAUGUCGGCUGAAUGGUCAGUUGUCGAUUUAAUUGGCAUUGACGAAGAUGUGCUGGGAUUCGUACCGCAACCAGUCGCAGCUAUAAUUUUUCUGUAUCCACCGACGGUACAUGACUCUGACGAAAGCGGUGAUGAUGCAUUAAACGAUUCGGUUUUCUUUAUGAAACAAAUGGUACGGAAUGCAUGCGGAACGGUCGCAUUGAUACAUGGUGUGGGCAAUAAUCUGGACAAAAUUCAGUUGGUGGAUGAUUCACCGCUCAAAAAGUACUUUGAAUCCGUGCAAUCAUUAAAUAAAAUUGAAAAAGGAUUGGAAAUGAGUAGAAAUGCCGAUAUACGAAAAAGUCACGAAUUGCAUGCCCAGCAAGGACAGACUUCAACUCCGAAUCUGAACGAGAAUGUUGAGAAUCAUUUCGUUGCUUUGAUUGAACGAAAUGGACGAAUUUAUCAGUUAAAUGGCGGCAAAGACGGACCAGUGGAUCAUGGACCAUCGUCGCAAGAAACGUUCCUGUAUGAUGCUGCCGCAGUUUGUCGGCAAUUUAUUGCUAAACAUCCGGAUUGUAACAGCUACUCGGUGCUAGCUAUUUCGAAAGCUUUCGAUUGAAUCGAUUUUGUUGUGUGCAAUCAACAUACCAUUAAGUGUAUUUAUGAGUCGAUUGAUAUUUUUUAAGAAUCCUGCAAAAUACAGAAUGCUUUAAGUGAUAA
This is a messenger RNA of Bradysia coprophila, 970 nucleotides long. Its product is annotated as ubiquitin carboxyl-terminal hydrolase isozyme L3 pseudogene. NCBI's taxonomy places the organism in Eukaryota, Metazoa, Arthropoda, Insecta, Diptera, Sciaridae. The record is from RefSeq and is a predicted model, not a curated record.